This is a messenger RNA of Schistosoma margrebowiei, 1371 nucleotides long. The record is from the annotation of a GenBank genome assembly. Lineage: Eukaryota; Metazoa; Platyhelminthes; Trematoda; Strigeidida; Schistosomatidae.
AAUAUUUCAAUUAUGAUUUUCUAUCAAAGUUUAAGGAUUUGUUUCUAUCCACUUAUUGAUGGUAAUAAAAAGAAAAUCUAUUCAAUCCCUAUUCUAUUUAUAAAUAUGAAAAGAAACAAUUAGGUUUAUAUUCUUUGAUAAAUUAUUUUAUGUAUGUCAGUGAUUAUCUAAAUGAAAAAGGAUUUAUUGUGGAAAUUUAUUUUACUUUUCUGUUUAAAAAUGAAUUAUUCCAUGUUUCAAGAUCAUAUUAUCACGUGGGAUAUUAAUAAUAAAUUAUUUUCAUCAAACGUAACAAUGUUCAAAGUAAAAGAAGGCGACAAUAUAGUUUUCAUAUGUCCUAAUGAUGUGAGAAGAAGUCAAAAAUUAUUUUGGACAAUGAGCAAAGAAACGUACGAUGAUUGUGGUGCACCUAGCUCGUCUCAAACUGUGAAGCUAUUGGAUUGUAGUCAAAGCCCCAAAAACACAGAGUUCAUUUUAAAAGUAGCACAGUUUUCAGAAAUUCCUUAUUCUCCACAUUUUCGAGAAAACGAUUUUGUUUACUUUUUAGGUCAGCAUGAUUUAUGCUCGAUUUACAAUCUUCGUAUUGCUGUUAAAUUAGUCCCAGCUAAAAGUGUAAAUAAUAAUCAAGUGUUAUCAACAUCAACACAAAAAUUAAAUAAUUUUGUUAAUGAUAAAGAUAAUUCUCCUAAUACUAUUACCUCAGAUACAUAUAAAUUAAAUCCCCACAGAACUGAAACAUUAUCAGCAUGGACACGUUAUAGAUUUCUUCUCAUUCCAGGUUCACUUGGUUUUCUUACAUUAAUUGGAAUACAGGCUGUGAUUUGUGCAUUAUGGCAUCCAAAGAAAUCAACUCAAUGUAGAAUAUGUUGUUUAUCACAUAUAAUAAAUAAAUCAAAUGAUAGAACUAAUGAUACAAAUGAAAUAUCUAUAACACCAAUAGAAAUGUUAGAAACAUCAUUAACUAGAAAAUCAUUUGAUAAUCAUCAAAAUCAAUCUAUUCAAACAAAUACACUUAUAACUCAAUCAAAUUUAAAUGAACAAUAUAAUAAAGAAGAUUUUAUUAAUAAUUCUAAACGAAAUUCUGAUAUUGUUAACAUGGUACAAGAUACAUAUACAUUAAAUAAUAAAUGUAUUUUAGAUAAAUCAUCAUCUACUAUUCAAUUAAUUACAAAUAAUGAAGUACCAAUAUUAACUAUACCAACAACACAAACAUCAUUAACAAAUAAUAAUUAUAAUGUACAGUUUUAUACUUGUCCAUAUCCUAUUGAUAAUAAUUUAACAUGUUUAGUUCCAGUGAAAGUUAAUAAAUCCACUGAAAUCUUUUCUACUGAUAUAGUUAAUUUAGGAAGUGUUAUUAAUAUAUCUGUAUAA